CCGCGUCGUAGCGGACCCCUGACGAGUGCAGGGUGUGUCUAGAAACCGCCAGGGGCUGAGGUUUUAGAAGGAAAAAAAACCGUAGGGAUACUUUUGAGGAAGCCUGUGUCCCAUGAACCGUGGUUUCGAAGUGCGGAGACGUACUGAUUUGCCCUGUUCCAAAAUGGCGGUACGGCUUCUCUGCCUCGCUUCCGUUCAUCCGCCGGAGAAACGCUCUCUGAUUGGCUAGAGCACGGCGUCGUCGUGAGACACGUAGCGCGCUGACCAAUCAGGUGUGAGCUGAGCUGGACUUGGUAGUGCGAGCUUGGGUCCGGCUGUUGUAGCUGUGGGCACGGAAGGCUCUGGCCAGUUCCCCUUUAGACCAUGGCAACAUAUCUGGAGUUCAUUCAGCAGAAUGAAGAACGGGAUGGUGUGCGUUUCAGUUGGAAUGUAUGGCCUUCUAGCCGCCUUGAAGCCACGAGAAUGGUUGUUCCCCUGGCUUGUCUCCUCACUCCUUUAAAAGAACGUCCAGACCUGCCUCCUGUACAGUAUGAACCUGUGCUUUGUAGUAGGCCAACCUGCAAAGCUAUUCUCAACCCACUUUGUCAGGUUGAUUAUCGAGCAAAACUUUGGGCUUGUAAUUUCUGUUUCCAAAGAAAUCAGUUCCCUCCUGCAUACUCAGGCAUAUCUGAGGUGAAUCAGCCUGCUGAGUUGAUGCCCCAGUUUUCUACAAUUGAGUACAUGAUACAGAGAGGUGCUAGGUCCCCUCUGAUCUUCCUCUAUGUGGUUGACACAUGCCUGGAGGAAGAUGACCUUCAAGCACUCAAAGAGUCCCUGCAGAUGUCCCUGAGUCUCCUGCCUCCAGAUGCUCUGGUUGGUCUUAUCACCUUUGGGAGGAUGGUGCAGGUUCAUGAGCUAAGCUGUGAAGGAAUCUCCAAAAGUUACGUUUUCCGUGGGACCAAGGAUUUAACUGCCAAGCAAAUACAGGAUAUGCUAGGCCUGACCAAACCAGCUAUGCCUAUGCAGCAAGCAAGACCUGCUCAACCUCAGGAGCACCCUUUUGUUUCCAGCAGAUUUCUGCAGCCCAUUCACAAAAUUGACAUGAACCUCACUGACCUUCUUGGCGAGCUGCAGAGGGACCCAUGGCCAGUGACUCAGGGGAAGAGGCCUUUGCGAUCCACUGGUGUUGCUUUGUCCAUUGCUGUUGGCUUGUUGGAGGGUACUUUUCCAAACACGGGAGCCAGGAUCAUGCUGUUCACUGGAGGUCCCCCAACUCAAGGGCCUGGCAUGGUGGUUGGAGAUGAAUUGAAGGUUCCAAUUCGUUCCUGGCAUGAUAUUGAGAAAGAUAAUGCACGAUUCAUGAAAAAGGCCACCAAGCACUAUGAGAUGCUUGCUAAUCGAACUGCCACGAAUGGUCACUGCAUUGACAUUUAUGCUUGUGCCCUUGAUCAAACUGGACUGUUAGAGAUGAAGUGUUGUCCAAAUCUUACUGGAGGGCACAUGGUGAUGGGAGAUUCUUUCAAUACUUCUCUCUUCAAGCAGACAUUCCAAAGAAUUUUUAGUAAAGAUUUUAAUGGAGAUUUCAGAAUGGCAUUUGGUGCUACUUUGGAUGUAAAGACUUCUCGGGAACUGAAGAUUGCAGGAGCUAUUGGUCCUUGCGUAUCUCUGAAUGUGAAAGGGCCGUGUGUGUCAGAAAACGAGCUUGGAGUUGGUGGUACAAGUCAAUGGAAGAUCUGUGGUCUGGAUCCCACAUCCACACUUGGCAUCUACUUUGAAGUUGUCAAUCAGCACAACUCCCCAAUUCCCCAGGGAGGCCGAGGCGCCAUCCAGUUUGUGACACAGUAUCAACAUUCCAGCACCCAGAAGCGCAUCCGAGUGACCACCAUUGCCCGCAAUUGGGCAGAUGCACAGAGCCAGCUCAAGCACAUAGAAGCAGCGUUUGACCAGGAGGCCGCAGCAGUCCUGAUGGCACGGCUUGGAGUGUUUCGGGCAGAGUCGGAAGAAGGGCCUGACGUGCUGCGGUGGCUGGAUCGACAACUCAUCCGCCUGUGUCAGAAGUUUGGACAGUACAACAAAGAAGACCCUACUUCUUUCAGGUUAUCGGAUUCUUUCUCUCUGUAUCCUCAGUUCAUGUUUCAUCUGAGAAGAUCUCCAUUUCUUCAAGUGUUUAACAACAGUCCCGACGAGUCAUCUUAUUACAGACACCACUUUGCCCGGCAGGAUCUGACUCAGUCCCUCAUCAUGAUUCAGCCCAUUCUCUACUCUUACUCCUUCCAUGGACCCCCAGAGCCGGUGCUCUUGGACAGCAGUAGCAUCCUCGCAGACAGAAUCUUGCUGAUGGACACCUUCUUCCAAAUUGUCAUUUAUCUUGGGGAGACUAUAGCCCAGUGGCGGAAAGCUGGCUACCAGGACAUGCCGGAAUAUGAAAACUUCAAGCACCUUCUGCAGGCACCACUGGAUGACGCUCAAGAAAUCUUGCAAGCUCGUUUCCCGAUGCCACGCUAUGUCAACACGGAGCAUGGUGGCAGCCAGGCUCGUUUCCUUUUGUCCAAAGUCAACCCAUCUCAGACACACAAUAACCUGUAUGCCUGGGGACAGGAAACUGGAGCACCCAUCCUCACUGAUGACGUCAGCCUGCAGGUGUUCAUGGAUCACUUGAAGAAGCUGGCUGUGUCCAGUGCCUCUUAACCUCAGGGUGUGGCCAGGAAAUUGAGAAAAACACUGUCAGAUUGUGCUUACAAUUGUUCUUAAAAGACUUACUGACAUUCCUUUCACCUUCCUGGUGAAUUUUAGUAAGUAAUCCAAGGAAGUUUUGUAUGUAUGUCUUUAGAUUAUAAUUUAUUUGUAUUCCUUAUCUCUGCUGCUUUUCCUGCAAAUGAAAUUGUAACACCAUAAAUGUUUUGGUAAUUGGAGAUGCUUACUUGUUUUUUGUAUUCUCACGUUAGAGUCUCUAUAAAAUGAGAGCUUAUGUGCUUUGGCUGCUUGUGUAAAUGAAAAUUGUUAUGAUCAUAAAGGAAAUUAAUCUGGGUGAAGAAAGCACAGGAUAAAAUAAUACUGAUUUGAAAUCUGUCUUUUGAGAGCUCAGUGAGGACAUAUGUAUUUGUGUGUGUGUGUGUGUUUGAGAGAGAGAGAGAGAGAGAGAGAGAGAGAGAGAGAGAGAGUGUGUGGGAGAGAGAGAGAGAGAUGGAUUUCUUCAGUAGUUAUCCUGGGCUUAAUCCUCAUCCACUGUAUGAAUGUUCAGAAACCAGGGACCAGUAUGAAAUGUGUGAAGCCACUGAGAGAGUGUGGCUUGGAGGGCACCACCCUGACUCACGGUUAACUGCUUUGAUACCAGUCCAGCCCAGAGGACAUCAGAAAUGGGUGAUAGGCUACAAGGGGCUCCAGUGGAGUGGUGACACAUUUAUCCUGGGCACCAAGUAAAAUAACAUGAACAGGUACUGUUUUUUAAUCAAAGUAGUAUAUAUGUAUGGUCAAAACAAAACUGUCACCUUACUUUAGUAACGGUUCCCUCCACUCCCUAAACCUAAACCUCUUCAGAGGUAACAUUUCCUGACAUGUUUUUGCUGUUCAAUUUUAUCCACUGUUUUUGAAUUCCUGAUUUCAUACACUAAAGAUAUUGAGGGGAAAUAAAUCUGCCCUCCAAUUUUUGUGAGCUAUACCUUUAUUUUUAUAUGACAAUACGGAUCAAGUGUACAUUCAGGCUUAUAGCCAUAAUUCUGUCCUUGUCUCCAAGUUGGUUGUGACAACUAAUAAAAGGCAUUUACACUGUU
Molecule: messenger RNA, 3749 nt
Organism: Jaculus jaculus (lesser Egyptian jerboa)
Lineage: Eukaryota; Metazoa; Chordata; Mammalia; Rodentia; Dipodidae
Gene: Sec23b
Product: SEC23 homolog B, COPII coat complex component
Exons: 20
Coding region: 364-2667 (767 amino acids)
Biological process (GO): endoplasmic reticulum to Golgi vesicle-mediated transport; intracellular protein transport; COPII-coated vesicle budding
Cellular component (GO): endoplasmic reticulum exit site; COPII vesicle coat
Molecular function (GO): GTPase activator activity; zinc ion binding
Source: RefSeq, a predicted model, not a curated record